Messenger RNA from Cladocopium goreaui, 5450 nucleotides. Lineage: Eukaryota; Dinophyceae; Suessiales; Symbiodiniaceae. The record is from the annotation of a GenBank genome assembly.
AAUGGACCGUGGAGACUCUGCAGAUGAGUCGCAUCGCCCGCAUCAAAGCACUCAAAGCGCUGGGCGAGAAGCGCCAAUGGCAGGCCGCCCUGAGGAUCCUGGAGGAGAUGACAGAGAAGCAGGAGAUGCCGAGCAAGCAUCACUUCACAGCUGCCAUCAAUGCUUGUGAGAGAGCAACUGCGUGGUCAGCUGCUUUGGACCUACUGCAGCACUUUGACCCCGAUGCCAUGGCCUUAGGUGCCGUCCUGGCCACGUGCGCCCGUGCGAAGCGCUGGCAGCACGCCUUAGAAUUGCUUGGAAGCCACAGUGCCACUGUUGACUCCAUGGGAUGGGCGGCUGCCAUUCGAGCUUGUGCCCAUGCCAGUCGUUGGAGCAGAGCUUUGGAACUCUUGUCCCUGGCACGUCGUCCAAAUGUCAUGGCCUACACAGCUGCAGCAGUGGCCGCCGCGCACGCAGGGUCGUGGACUCUGGCGCUGCAGGUCCUUUCUCAAGCUCAGCUCGGCGCUGGAGAUGCAGGUGAAGGUCAAACCGAUGUGGCCCUCUACAAUGCGGUUCUGGGAGCUUGCGUGCAAUCUCCGGGCCGAAGUCCGCAAGGCUGGAAGGCCUGGGUUGCUGCCCUGGAAAUACUUUCAACUAUGGAAGCAUCUGCAAUUUCUGGAGACGAAGUGAGUUAUACGAUGUGUGCGAGAGCAUGCGAGCGAAUGUCACUCUGGGAACAGACUCUGGCUGUGCUUCACUUUGUCCAAGACAAGUCAAUCGUCACCACUGGCGCUGGCCUUCUCAGUUCUCUCAUUGGUGCCCUUGGGCGUGUUGGUCGCUGGGAGGAUGCUUUAGCUUGGUUUGAGGCAGCUGUCAAGACCCCACAGGCGGACAAGUUCAAUACGAGGAUCCACAAUGCCGUGGCCAACGCCUGCGUCAAAGCUGCGAAAUGGGAGCAUGCGUUGUCCAUUUUUCAGCAGGCUCAAGAUCCAAAUGCUGCCAGUUACACAAUUGCCUUGCAUGCCUCUGAGCAUGGGAAGUUCUGGCACGGGGCGCUUCAACUUUUACAAGACAUGAAGGUGGCUGCUGUACAGCCUGAACUGGCAGAUUUCCGAAUGGUGGCCAGGUCCUUGGGUUCUGGAGGGCAAUGGCAGCUUGCUUUGCUGCUGCAAAGCCUCGCAAAAGGAGAGGUUUCUGAUCGAGGCGGAUCGCUCUGGAGUGCAGUGGUUUGGGCUUGCCAGGUGUCUGGUAUGCCCCGGCCCUUUCCACCGCCUUGGGUCUAUUUGGGUUCAUGGAAGGAAUUUAAGGUCUUGAUGUAUGUGCAAGAACAUGCUCCAAGAGGCGAUUUAGAUGCAACGCUUCAAGCAGUUGAAGACUUUGCCCAGGGGGUCCAGUGGUUAAAGAUUCUUGGUGGGUCCAAAGCCCGCAUUCUUCAGAGUUGCCUUCGUCCUGGAGAUGCUGUGUUGGAGUUGGGAAGCUACGUGGGCUACUCCUCACUUUUGCUGCUGCGGCAGUUGAGAAGACUUGGAGGUGGAGGAUCUGUGACUGCAUGCGAUCAAGACGGCGCUGCAGUGCUAAUCGCACAAAAGCUUCUGGAGUGGGCUGCGCCGAAGCAGUGCGAGGUGACUCUACUGUCAGGGCGGGCCAAGGACUGGGCUGAAUCGCAGCGCUUCAAACAAGCAGAUCUGGUCGUCUUGGAUCAUCAAUCUUCCAGCUACGCCCCCGACUUUGCCUUGAUGGCGCUGCAACAGCGGCGAGCGCUGGUUCGCUUCUUUGCAGACAACGUUCUACACCCUGGGGCGCCACAGUUUGUUUACCUUCUACAUCAAGCUGCUUCAACGGCAGCAAUCCACGCUGUAAUUCACGAGGUGUUCGAAUUCUCCCACAAACCUGUCGUGGAAGACUGGGUUGCCGUGGGCGAACUGCAUGUGCAGAGGUGGGAUAGUGGCAUCCUUCAGCAGUGUGCGGAAAUUCGUUGUUGGUCCGCAGAGGUGGAGCAGAUCUGUCGCUACAGUCAGAGGUCCAAAGCAGCGCCGGACUGGACAUCUUUUCAGGCAGAGCUCCGCAAGGUCUUGAAGCCUUGGGUCACAGUACAGUGUGUCCCAGUGAAGCCGCUGCAGCACAAGGAGGUUGUGCCUCGGCGACUCCCUGGAUGUCCAGAUCGCGGCGGCGGUAGAACAACCCCCAGCCCUACGCGCCAGAGGAACGUCAGCGCAGACAAAGUUGCAACAAAUAGCCCUGUUCGCUCACGCAGUUUGCCUGAUGAAUCUGAUGAGGCCCUAAUUUGUGAGCCUGUCACAAGGAGUUCCGUUGCGGAAUGUGGAACUCAUUCCGAACCGCUCUCUGGAAUGCGAAGCAAAUCUCCUUCGCCAUCAUCAGCAAAGUCAACAACCGCAGCUGAGCUCUUGCGAAGGAAGACAUUGUUGAAGAAACAGGCUCAAUCCUCACCCUUGCUGCUGCCACCAAGAAUGGGCCAAGUGAACUCCAGGAGCAGCUCUGUAGAGACAGCCAACUCCGCUGAAAGUAGGGCGAAAACGACCCCGCGAUCACCGGCAUGUGCAGUGACAUCUCCCAGCGGCACUGACGAUGAGCAUUGCCCAAGCAUGGCUGGCAGCAAUGGCAGCCUGGAGACUUCACGUGCUCGUCGGCGUUCCAGUGGCGACAUAUCGGAGGUCAAUGAAGACAUUCCGAGGGCUUGGGGCACAGUGGAAAGAACUUUCAAGGCCUUCUGUGGAAUCAAACCAGGAAUGGAUGGCAAAACCUUCGCAAAGCUUUGCAAGGAUGCAAACAUGGUAGACAAGUCCUUGACCAAGACAGACGUGGACCUCAUUUUCGCCAAAGUGGUUCAGAAAGGCGGCCGGCGAAUUGGCUUGGAACACUUUGAUGCAGCGUUGGAACUGAUCGCAGAGAAGAAGGGAAUGCGACUAGAAGAUGUUUGGUCUCACGUCAGGUGUUGCGGUGGCCCAGUGCUCACCAGCACCAAAGCGGAGACCGUGCGGUUUUAUGAUGACAAGAGCACCUACACAGGGACGCAUGCUCAAGGAGGGCCUGACCCUGGCCGGAAAGGAAGGGGUACUGGAUUGACAUGGUCCGCGACUACACCAUCCAGCGCAGGUGUCCCGAAUUCCCCAAGGGACUUCGAGACGAUCAUGAGCCUUCCGGGCCUUCCGUCAGCGCUGACCUCUGUAGGUUCGAUCGACGACGGGAGACGUGGAACUGGUCGAGUGGGAAGCCUCAGCGAGAAGAAGAUUGCGCAGCAGUUGAGGGGAAAGGAUGGAACCGUAGAGGACACUUUUAGAGCUUACUGCGCGAACAAGCCUGACUUAGAUGGGAAGAGCUUCGUGAAGUUGUGCAAAGAUUGCGAGAUUGUGGAUGAUGUCUUCACGCAGAUCGAUGCAGAUCUGAUCUUCGCCAAGGUUGUUUCCAGAGGUCAUCGUCGGAUCACCUUGCAUCAAUUCGAACUCGCACUCAGAAUGAUGGCGCAGAAGAAAGGUGUUGAAGAGGAUGAGAUUUUCCGGCGGGUUGCAGAAUCAGAAGGUGUCUUGCAUGCGGGGACACAAGCCGACUAUGUGCGAUUCUUUGAUGAUAAAAGCACUUAUACCGGCACCCACCUUUAUGGAGGUCCUGAUAAUACCCAGAGAAGCAGCUUCGAUCAACUAUGGAGCUCCGACUUACGACCAGAUAAUGCAACUGACGAUCGCCUACCAGACAUGGUGGUGACGAAGAUUGCAGAGAUCAGCCCCACAGCAGGAGGUGGUGGAAGAGCUGAGCGGCCAGCAGCUCCUAAGGCGCAGCCAAGAGCGCGAUUGGCUAUCACCGCAAAGAGCAAACCUCCCCAAGGGAAGAGCGACGACUUCACUAUGGUUUUCACAGAUGUGCAAGGCUCUACGUCGCUGUGGGAGGCAAAUCCUCGGGCCAUGGAAAUGGCGUUGAGACUUCACGACGCGACGAUCCGCCAAGUCUUAGCCAAACACAGUGGUUACGAGGUGACAACCGAAGGAGAUGCGUUUCAAAUCGCUUUCCACGACACCUGCGACGCUGUGGCUUUUUGCCUGGACACACAGGCAGAGCUGCUGCGAUGCGAGUGGCCAGCUGCCACGUUGCAACAUCCUGAUGCUGCCGCCAGCAGUGAUGGUGCGUGGAGAGGCCUUCGCGUGCGCAUGGGUCUGCAUUCUGGUCGGCCAGCCUCUGUCACCAAGCACGAGGUGACUGGCCGCACACGAUAUGCAGGGCCGUCAGUGGCGAUGGCCAAGGCGAUAGAGGGCGUUUGCCAUGGAGGUCAGAUCAUCAUGUCAGCGAGCAGCUUCUACCUGAUUGAUGGACUGCUGACACUCCUUGGCACUCCGCAGGUUGUUGACCUGGGAGAACACAUUUUGGAAGGGCAUGGUUUGACGGAGGAUGCAUCCAGAACUGGAUGCGCUGGCCGAGCCAAAGUGCAGCUUAUUCAACUAGUGCCUGAUGCCUUGGCUCAUGCAUACUCCUGUGAGGAUCAAGAAGAUCCAUCAUCUUUCACAGGUGGCCGUUUGUUUCCACCCAUCGAUAGCGAGCAGAGAGUCCUGCCUGGCUUUGUGGAAUCACCUGCAGGGCCAUCCAUCACUCUCUGCUUCGUUUUCACCCAGGGUGCAAGGGAGUUGGUGGCCACCGAUCCCAUGCUCGCGAAUCAAUCCCUUGGGCUAUUGCGUGGAUAUUUGCGAGACGUGCUUCGGAAUGCCGGUGACGGUAGUGGCUAUGAAUGCCAAGAAGAUGAGGGAGCCUUCAUGCUGGCUUUCGCGAACAUGUUGGAUGCUGCUGUUUUCUCCAUCCUUUUGCAGCGAAAGUUGCCUCACCUUCAGUGGCCGGAAGGCCUGAAGAUGAGGGGUCCUAACACCGCUCGAGGGCUUCGGGUAUCAAUAGGAGCGCUCUCUGGUGGCUACACGUCCAGGAGACCGCAUGCCUCAACUGGACGAGCAGAUUACUUCGGCACCAUAGUGAACCGAACUGCUCGCAUUGCAGCCGCUGCUCACCCUGGACAGGUGCUGUUGGGUGGUGACACACCCAUAGACCCUGCGGCCACGAGCCGACUACCAGGGCUGCAAUGGCAGCAGCCUCCAGCCUUGCCAGGCUAUCCUCAAAUGGUUCCACAGCCAACUCUAGCCUCACAGCCCGCGAUGCCACAACCACCUGUGGCGACGGCGGCUGCACCCUCUCUGCUGUAUCCUGGCAUCACAGGAUGGAAGGUGGGUCAGCCUGGGCAGCCUGUGCAGCACCCCAUGGUGCAGCCACAGGGCGCACCUGCGCCGGGCCGGCCGGCGCCUGGGUCACUUCCCAAUGCUCCAGCUGGCGCGCCAGGUUGGUCUCUUCAGCGUUUAGGUGCUUUUGCACUCAAGGGCAUUGACAGCCCCAUCGUGUUGACCGAGCUUCGCUUGUUCGACGAGGGAGGCAACUUUGAGUCCUUCCCCGACCCAAAGACCAAAGGCCGCGUAUCUGCUUGA